Messenger RNA from Cannabis sativa, 330 nucleotides. RefSeq lists its product as uncharacterized. The transcript has a single exon. The record is from RefSeq and is a predicted model, not a curated record. Bases 1 to 330 code for a protein of 109 amino acids. NCBI's taxonomy places the organism in Eukaryota, Viridiplantae, Streptophyta, Magnoliopsida, Rosales, Cannabaceae.
AUGCGGCGUAGAGUAUUUCCUGCUACACUUUCAGAAGCUACACAACAGUGGUAUUUCAAGUUACCACCAGGAAGGUUUAAUUCAUGUAAAGCCUUCUCCUCGGAGUUCCAUACACAGUUCUCUUCUUCUUGCCAACUCCCGUUACAUUUAGAAAACUUGGUCGAAGUGAAACAAAGACCAGGAGAGCCUCUCAGAGCCUAUAUAAGCAGAUUUAUGACAGAAGCUACGAAAGUAGAAAGGUUAAUUGAAGAAGGGAGGCUAGCCGCAAUAUUUGGGGGCAUUGAAGUACUUGGAGAACUAUGGAAGGACAUCAGGAAAGUGGCUCUGUAA